CCCUUGCCUUGCCUUCUCCCCUCUCUCUCUCUCUUCUCUCCUCUCCCCCUCCUCGUCUCGCCUAGGGCACGCGCCGCCUCAAGGCCGCCUCCGCCCCCUCCCCCUCCCCGCGCGAUUCCCCCUCUCCCCGAUCGCCCCCGCCCCGAUCGCCCGGGGUCGCCACGCUCCCCUUCCCCUCGUCCCUCUCGGCCUCUCCCCCCAUCGCCGCCGGGUCCUCCGGGGGACGCGUUGCGGCGCCGCCCGUCCCCGAUCUCCCCGCUCUUGUUCGAGCGGGCGAUUACUGCAGUUAAAUAUAGGGUUUCAGAAAUCUACCUACACAGCUUACGUCAAGCAUGGACGACCUAUCAAAUGGCUCAGCAAAUAUUGAUGAGAAGAAUCAGGACAAUGAGAGGUCUGCAGAUGCUGGUGAGCCUGAAGAAGUAGCAAAUAUAUUUAUUUAUAGAGACGAUGUUGUCAGCUUGAAGUCAAAAGAAGAUGCCCGUGGGUUGGUGAUGGAGGUAGCAGGAGAAUAUGAUUCUGAAGGUAGCAUCACUGACGAUGAUACUGAUACUGAGGAGCAUGAACACAAAACUUCUCAUAGGACUGAAAAUGGUGAUGCUGAUGGUGAUAAUGGCAGUAAUGGAGUUGAUGUUGAUAGCCAGAGUUCAUUGCCUGACAACAAGGUUAGGGUUCUAUGGAUUGAUGGUGUGGAGAAGACAGAAGAUAUUGACAGCGUGGUUGUCAUGGACAGAAGUUUUCUCCAUGGAGAUAUCGUAGCUUCUGCUUCAGAUCCAACUGGUCAGAUGGGACUUGUUGCUGAUGUCAGCCUUGUGGUUGAUUUGCAAGGGCCUCAUGGAGACAUAAUAAAGGGUGUAUCCUCUAAAGAUUUGAGACGAAUCAGGGAAUUUAACGUAGGUGAUUAUGUUGUCUCCGGGGCAUGGCUUGGCCGAGUUGAUGAGGUGUUGGAUAAUGUUAAUGUGUUAUUUGAUGACGGUUCUGUCUGUAAAGUAGCCAGGGCAGAUCCUAUGCGGCUAAGGCCAGCAUCAGGGCCACUGAAUCCAAAUGCAAGCUGCCCCUUUUAUCCAGGACAGCGUGUGAAGGCAGUGUCUUCAUCUGUUUACAAAACAUCCAGGUGGCUCAAUGGACUAUGGAAAGCAAGUCGUCUUGAAGGUACCGUCACAAAGGUGGAAACUGUUGCUGUUAUAGUCUAUUGGGUUGCAUCUGCACACUUCGCAACAAAUCAAGAAUCUGUUCCUCCUGAAGAGCAGAACCCAAAGGAUCUGACUCUUUUGUCUUGUUUUUCAUAUUCAAAUUGGCAAUUAACUGAUUGGUGUCUUCCUUACCAAUACACAUCAUCAUGUACUGAUGAUUCUUUGAUUGAAAAUUCAGAAAUAAAGGACUCUGAUGACCCUUUAGGUCCACCAUCUGAUAUUCCUGAAGCCAGUGAUGUUAAAAUGGAACUAGUGGAGAAGACGGAUAUGGAUGAAAACCCUGCAAUGAUAGAUGGUGAUGCUUCUGCUGAUGGAUCAAACAUGGUUCAUGAAGAUAACACACGCAUAGCCAAUGAAUCAGAAUCAGGCAUGGGAUCAGGUGUUCCAAAGGAGGGAUCACAGGACAAUGCAACUUACAGGAAAAAACUUAGGAAAGUUUUUGUCAAAAAGGAUAAAAGAACAAGAAGAAGAGAUGAUAGCUUUGAAAGGGCUCUGCUUAUCACAAAUACAUACACGAAGGUCGAUGUGAUCUGGCAAGAUGGGACAAAAGAAUGUGGAACAAGCUCCACAUCGCUCAUCCCAAUCCACAGUCCAAAUGACCAUGAAUUCUUCCCGGAGCAGUAUGUCGUGGACAAGGUUGGUAAUGAUGUUGAUGAUUCUUCUGAAACAAAACGUGUGGGUCUUGUUAGAAGUGUUAAUGCAAAGGACCGAACUGCGUCUGUAUCAUGGUUUAAGCCUUCAUUACACCCAGAGGAGCCUAGAGAAAUCGAGUGCAAUGAAAUUGUGAGUGCAUAUGAAUUGGAUGGCCAUCCAGAUUAUGAUUAUUGCUAUGGAGAUGUUGUUGUUCGCUUGCCAUCUGUUUCACUUCCUCUUGAAUCAACCUAUAGAGACAACACCAUGGAACUGGAUAAGAAUUUGAAUUCCACAGAAGCAUCCGCAACCCCUGUAGCUGAUGCAGAGGAACAGUUUCCACAGCAGGAGUCCAGUUUGGAAUUUACUAGCCUUUCAUGGGCUGGUAAUAUAGUUGGUUUUCAAGACGGCGAUAUUAAAGUCAUUUGGGGCGAUGGUUCAGUGUCAAAGGUUGGACCACAUGAAAUAUAUGUUGUUGGGCGGGACGAUGAUGGUGCCUCACUAGAUGAUGGAACUGCGAGUGAUGGCGCUAGCUGGGAGACUGUUGAGGACAAUGAAACGGACUUGCUUGAUGAUUCUGCACAGGACGAUUCACAAAAUGUAGCUGAGAGUAACAUCGAAAGGGAAAAUGGUUCGUUUAGUUCCCAGGAUGGAAGCUCUGUUGCAACUGGUCCACUUUCUGUUGCUUUUGGCUUUGUGACCCGUCUCGCGAGUGAACUCUUUGCUCGAGGUAAAAAGCAUUUAGAUGGAUCAAACUCAGAUGCUAUGGAUGAAGUUGAAUCUCACCAGUCUAAUGAGAUUUCAGAAUCGGGUGAUGAUAUUGAUAAAGCCGAGGGGGAGAACAAUGUGGUAACACCAGAUUGUACUGUUGUGACAACAAAUGACUCUUCCGCUGGGAAGUCUGUAGAUGUGGAUAUGGCUGAGAAGCCUGGAGAUUCAGAUGGCUUCAAACACUUUGAUGUUCAGCAGUGUCCUCCAGACCAUCAUUACCUGGAAAACAUGGCGCAGGGCACUGGUGGAAGAAAGUGGGUCAAAAAAGUACAGCAGGAAUGGAGUAUACUUGAGAAGAAUCUACCAGACUAUAUUUAUGUCAGGGUAUUUGAGGAUCGUAUGGACCUCAUUAGAGCCGUGAUUGUUGGAGCAAGUGGAACACCAUACCAAGAUGGCCUUUUCUUCUUUGACUUCCACCUUCCACCUGAAUAUCCACAAGUCCCUCCGUCGGCAUACUACCAUUCUGGAGGCUUGCGUGUAAAUCCAAACCUCUAUGUGGAUGGGAAGGUCUGCUUGAGUCUCUUGAAUACAUGGACGGGCAGAGGGAAUGAAGUGUGGGAUCCAUCAUCAUCCAGUAUUCUCCAAGUGCUGGUUUCACUUCAGGGCUUGGUUCUAAAUGAAAAGCCCUAUUUUAAUGAAGCUGGCUAUGAGAAGCAAGUUGGUACUGUUGAAGGGGAGAAGAAUGCAUUGCCAUAUAAUGAGAACACAUAUCUGCUGAGCUUGAAAUCCAUGUUGUAUAUCUUGAGGCGGCCUCCAAUGCAUUUCGAGGACUUUGUAAAAAGCCACUUCUCCAAGCGUGGCAAUUACAUUCUCAAAGCUUGUGAUGCCUAUUUACAAGGUAAUGGGGUUGGGACGCUCACAGACGAUGCGUGCACCACUGAGAGAAGCAAAGAGCAGUCAAGCUCGGUGGGUUUCAAGCUUGCAUUAGCAAAAAUUUUGCCACGGUUGAUUACAGCUCUAAAGGACGCUGGAGCAAAUUGCGACCAAUACGAGCACCUCGGGAAAACGGAAACUGCUCAAGAAGUUGAACACUGAGUGACUUGUAUUCAAAUCAUUUUUGAUUUCAGAAAGAAUGAUCACCUUACCUGAUGUUUUCGUAUAAAUGUACAUUACAUUUGUUUCUUGUUUCUAUUUGAACAUUUGGAAAAUGUGGUUCCAAAUGUAUUCAUCUCUUCUCAA
Oryza brachyantha (malo sina) is the source of this 3770-nucleotide messenger RNA. RefSeq names its product probable ubiquitin-conjugating enzyme E2 23. The transcript has 8 exons. Lineage: Eukaryota; Viridiplantae; Streptophyta; Magnoliopsida; Poales; Poaceae. The record is from RefSeq and is a predicted model, not a curated record. Bases 333 to 3626 code for a protein of 1097 amino acids.